AUGUCGGGCCCUCCAGAGAUACCAGAGCUGGCCUAUACCGAUCCCAUUGCCUACUCAAAGACGCUGCCGCCAAUAUACCACCUAAAGCCGGCGCAUGGCGCCAUCACCGACGACAACCAUGGGGCCUACGUGGUCAUCGUGGCCUGGAUCAUGAUGUGCUUCUUCACCAUCAGCGUUCUGACUCGUCUUCUUACGAGAACUAUACCAGUCCUUACUGCAGGCAUAGAUGAUGUCCUCUGCGGGCUCGCAAUGGUCUUUGGCAUUGUCCAGACUGGCGUAAUCUACAAUGCUGCCACCAACGGCCUUGGCCGCCGACAAGACGAUCUAUCGCCCUCCCUCUUCGAAACCUAUGCGAAAGCCUACUACACAGCCAACUUGUUCCUGAUCCUCACCUUGGCCUGCGCCAAAGCCUCACUCAUCUUUCUCAUCGUGCGCCUCUCGCCCGCGAGGUCCGUCCGCCGCAUCUGCUACGCCCUCCUAGGCGGCAUCGCCCUGUGGGCGGCCGUCUUCCUCUUCCUCUUCGCCUUCCAGUGCCCAACGCCGUCACCCUGGGACUACAACCAGCAAUGCGCACUCUCCACCGGCGGCCUAUACUACGCCUUCGCGGGCACAGACAUCGCCACCGACCUCCUCGUAACCAUCCUCCCCGCCUACGUCAUCUGGUCCGUCCAGAUCCCGAUCCGCAAGCGCAUCACGGUCAUCGCCGUCUUCGCCAGCCGGCUGGUCGUGCCGCUGUGCGUGGCGCUGCGCAUGAGCAGCUUCCCACCCUACGUCGCCCCCACCGCCGACCGCAGCUGGGAGGUCGUCACUCCGCAAACCUGGGCUCAGGUGAUACAGUGCCUCAGCAUCAUCACCGCCUGCAUCCCCUGCCUCAAACCCUUCCUCGAAAGCCUCGAGAGUGGCUUCAUGGACAUGAGCAUGACGGGCCACACGGGCGCCACGUACGGCGGCGCGAGCUCUGGGUCCGGCAACCACGGCACCAAGAGCAAGUCUGGGACUCGCGGCGGCGGCACCGGCGGCAGCGGUGGCGAGAGCUAUGUGCUCAGCAGCUUCACGAGCAGUGGCAAGGGUGCUGGCGGCCACGAGGUCAGCGUUCACGCCAAGGCGCAGGAGAUGUACCUUGGGCGCGGCACACCCACGACAGGAGGCAUCCGGGGCGAGGCGCUGGGUGGGGGCGGCGGUACGCAGGGAAACAUCGCCGAUGGGAGAUACCUGGACGUGAACGCCAGUUCAGGCGCGACGUCGGAGUUGAAGCGUAACCCGUCCGUGGCGGAAAGCGAGCGCGCGUUGACGAGUAAGAGUAGUGAGCACAGUGAGGAUUUUGUGAGGGAUACGAGGGGCUUUGAUUUUGCGGGGAUGCGUGCGGCGGCGGCGGGGGCAGGGGGCAGUCCGAGGAGGGGGAGAGGGGAGGCGGAUGGCAGGCAUGCGAGGGAACAGAGUGAUGGUGGGGGCAUCAGGGUGACGAGAGAGGUGGAGAUCAGGAAUGAGGGCAGCUUUGAUGUUAGGGGUGGGCAGGAGUAUGGGAGGAGAUGGUGA
This is a messenger RNA of Cyphellophora europaea CBS 101466, 1536 nucleotides long. RefSeq lists its product as uncharacterized. The record is from RefSeq and is a predicted model, not a curated record. The transcript is spliced from 2 exons. Bases 1 to 1536 code for a protein of 511 amino acids. Lineage: Eukaryota; Fungi; Ascomycota; Eurotiomycetes; Chaetothyriales; Cyphellophoraceae.